CCCGCUGCUCCGGUGCUUGGGUUCGCCGCGGACUUUAGGAUGGGGAGGCGGGCUGGGCUCCGGAGGGUGUGCGCUCGCCUCGCGCGCGGUUUGGAGCACCGGCGCUCCGAGCUGCCGGCGGCGGGAUCGUGGUUUGUUAGGGCCAGUGAGGGGGUGAGCCUAGCGGACCCCGCUGGACCGCGCGGGGCGGAAUAACAAAAGAUCCUGGAAAAGUUGGAGAAGAUAAAGUAUAUUCAGUAUCCAGAUCAGGAGAUUGACAGACCAGGAAAUGCACAAUUUUGAGGAGGAGUUAACGUGUCCCAUCUGUUACAGUAUCUUUGAAGAUCCCCGUGUACUACCAUGCUCUCAUACAUUUUGUAGAAACUGUUUGGAAAAUGUUCUUCAGGCAUCUGGUAACUUUUACAUAUGGAGACCUCUGCGAAUUCCACUCAAGUGUCCUAACUGCAGAAGUAUUAUUGAAAUUGCUUCGACUGGCAUAGAAUCCUUACCUGUAAACUUUGCAUUAAGAGCAAUUAUUGAAAAGUACCAGCAAGAAGACCACCCAGAUGUUGUCACCUGCCCUGAACAUUACAGGCAACCAUUAAAUGUUUAUUGUCUACUAGAUAAAAAAUUAGUUUGUGGCCAUUGUCUUACUAUAGGCCAACAUCAUGGCCAUCCUAUAGAUGACCUUCAAAGUGCCUAUCUGAAAGAAAAGGAUACACCUCAGAAGUUGUUGAAACAGUUAACCGACACACACUGGACAGAUAUCACUCGCCUUAUUGAAAAGCUUGAAGAACAGAAAAGUCAUUCUGAGAAAAUAGUUCAAGGUGAUAAGGAAGUUGUUCUCCAGUAUUUUAAGGAGCUUACUGAUACAUUAGAACAGAAAAAAAAAUAUUUUUUGGCAGCUCUUUGUGAUGUUGGCAAGAUGAUUAAUCAAGAAUACACUCCCCAGAUUGAAAGAAUGAAGGAGAUAAGGGAACAACAACUUGAGUUAAUGACAAUGACCACAUCCUUACAAGAUGAGUCUCCACUUAAAUUUCUUGAAAAAAUUGAUGAUGUCCGCCAACGUGUUAAGAUGUUGAAACAGAGACCACUUCCUGAGGUCCAGCCUGUUGAAAUUUAUCCUCGAGUAAGCAAUGUAUUAAAAGAAGAGUGGAACAGAACAGAAAUUGGACGUAUUAGGAAAGCUGUCAUUCCUGAAAUGAGAAUUUCUUCAAAAAGAAUGCCAUGUUCCUGGCCAGAUAAGGAUGAAAAAGACAUAGAAAUUUUUAAAAUUUUAAACAUUGCUAUAGUUUCACUCAUUUCAGUGAUACUAAUGUUGAUUCUCUUUUUCAACCAUUACAUAAUAACCUUCUUAAAUGAAAUCACUUCAAUAUGUUUCUCUGAAGUCUUUUUCUCUCUUUGCCAAAGUUUAUCUAAGAACUUCUAUGACUUAAAAAAUACAGUGUGCUACACUUUAUAUUUGUUAAAGGAAUUUAUAUGGAAAAUAGUUUCUCGCUGAAAACCUAAAAUGUGGGCUUAUUCUGUAUAGCAGAGGUUAAUAAUUGAUUGCUAGAUGGAAAGUCAGGGUGGCAUAAGUAGCACAUAAACUUUACAUCUCUUCCAGCAGAUACACAGAAAUACAAUAAACUUCCCGUGGUUGGGUAGAAGUGCUGUCAGAAAUGAGACAUUAUCUUCAAGAUGACUAAAAUCAAAUUAGAAUAUGACAAAUUUGGGGCUGAAUAUUAAUACCUUACCCUGUUUUUAUUGGCUUGAUAGUCAAUGCUUUAUUCUGAUUAACAAGUAUUUUUUUUUGUAAAUUGUUAUAUGCUACAGUAGUUAACUUUGUAGUUCUUUGUAUAUGUAGAGAUAAUUUUUUUUCCCCCCCGAGACAGGGUAGACAGGGUUUCUCUGUAUAACCUUGGCUGUCCUGGAACUCACUCUGUAGACCAGGCUGGCCUCGAAAUCAGAAAUCCGCCUGCCUCUGCCUCCCAAGUGCUGGGAUUAAAGGCGUGCGCCACCACCGCCCAGCUAGAUAGAAGAUUUUUAAAACAAGAACCUUGAGGUCCACAGCCUAUUUUGAUAUGAUUUGAAACUUUUCAAAGUAUAGAUGGAGAUGAUAUCUAAGUUUUAAAAAUCUAGACCAGGAUUGUUUAUAUAUCUUUUUUGGUCAAGCCUAUUAAUAGAUUUAGGAGCAUUCAUUCCAAGUAGCGCUGCUUUUGGAUAAAUCAGCUGUGUUUACUAAGUACAGAGUUUAAUUCAGCUUUGGUAACAGUGAAAAAAACCACAGGUCAGAAAGUGCCUGGACUGCACCACAAAGUAAACCAAGUACAUAUUUUGAUUUUGUGUAUUUUUAGUCUUGUUUUUAUAUGAAAACUAUACAAAACAUGUACAUUAAGACAAUCAUACUGAUGGGACUCAUUUAGUAGACUUGGUAUCAUGUAAACUAUAUUCAUCUUAAAAUGGUCUCACCUUAUAGCUCAAGUUACUGGGAUUCCGUAUGAGCUGCUGUUGUACCUGUUUAAUUUUCCUCCCUUGACAUAAACUUUUGUGGUAGAACUUUUGGUUUACAGCCAUUGAAAUCUCCAACACAGUGUUUUGCAGAAAUCCCAAAUGAGGUGCUCUUGAAUUACCCCACCUCUGGAGACCUUAUUUCAAAUAAAAGCUGUGUUUAAGGUCAGAACAAUGCUGACUUAUCAGCACAGUAACAAAAUGAGGCCAGUUUAAAGAUGUAAUUAAUGGUGAGGGGAAAUAAUGUUCAGUUUUUAACAGACACAUGUCAUAUAGUGAGUGCUAUUUUUUUAAUGUAAAUAUUAGCAAGUGAAGAGCAUUAGAACAUUUUUCAAGGGGUUACUAACUUCUUUGUAGAGAUGAGGAAAUAAAUGACGUGCCAGUGUUAGCAGAUGGGAAAGCUUAUUCUGUUAUGAUUAAAAAAAAUAAGAGUAGGCUGUUGGUGUAAUUAACUGAAACCUGUAUUUCAAUCUAAGAAAGCAUAUGCCCAGUAUUACCUUGUAGGCUUGAGUAUACAACUAUUUUUGUGUUCUGAUAUACUGUUUUAACUUUUGCCUGGAGGUUGAGUUUGUACAACUUAAAAGUACAUAUAUUUGGAAAUUUGGGUUUUAUGUAUAACAGUAUAUUUUUAAUAAACUUGAUAUUUUAUUGAAUGUCUUAGAAAGUGAUGA
Molecule: messenger RNA, 3140 nt
Organism: Mastomys coucha (southern multimammate mouse)
Lineage: Eukaryota; Metazoa; Chordata; Mammalia; Rodentia; Muridae
Gene: Trim59
Product: tripartite motif containing 59
Exons: 3
Coding region: 269-1480 (403 amino acids)
Biological process (GO): cilium assembly
Cellular component (GO): cilium; centrosome; intraciliary transport particle B
Molecular function (GO): zinc ion binding
Source: RefSeq, a predicted model, not a curated record